CCAUGUUUCCAGGUCCGUGUCUCCCACUACGACAUCUCAGAUACAAGCCAGGAAGAAGAGGAGGGGGAUCAUCGAGAAGCGUCGCCGUGACCGUAUCAACAGCAGCCUCUCCGAGCUGCGGCGCCUGGUGCCCACCGCCUUCGAGAAGCAGGGGUCUUCCAAGCUGGAGAAGGCAGAAAUUCUACAAAUGACAGUAGAUCACUUAAAAAUGCUUCACGCCACUGGAGGAACAGGCUUCUUAGAUGCUCGAGCUCUGGCCGUGGAUUACAGGAGUAUCGGCUUCCGCGAAUGUCUCACCGAAGUCGUCAGGUACUUGGGCAUCCUCGAGGGCCAAAACGCCACUGACCCCAUCCGGCUGCGACUCCUCUCCCACCUGAAUAAUUAUGUGGCUGAAAUGGAGCCUUCGCCAGUGGCCACUCCCCUCCUGCCCAUCCAGACGUGGCCGUGGUCCUUCCUCCACAGCACUGCUGGCCCCGUGCAGAUCCCCAGGAGGGAUCCGGUUGUUUUGACUGCAUCUUCCCUGGCUUACCCAAGCCCCGCUGUGAGGCCGGCCCCACUGCGCCGUGUCCCCAGCGACAUGCUGCCGUCCCGCCGAAGCUUCCUGGCCAGCAGGAUGGCCUCUUCCAGCCGCGAGGCCAGAGGCGCGGGCUCGUCCGCAGCCGUAGCAGCCGUGCCCAGGAUGCCGAGGAUGCCGUCGCCAGCGGCCGUGUUGAGAGAGGGCUCGUCCAAGAGCAGCCAGAUCGCGACGUUCCUCUUCUCUCCGGCCAGUGUCCCCGUUCCACCGGCUUACACAGCACCCCCUGCCUUGGGCGCUGCUGUGCAGGGACCUGGGAUCAGGGUUGGGACAUCCAGGAUCUGCCGUUCCUGGGCGACUGAAAUCGGGGCUUUCUGA
Tauraco erythrolophus (red-crested turaco) is the source of this 892-nucleotide messenger RNA. The record is from RefSeq and is a predicted model, not a curated record. NCBI's taxonomy places the organism in Eukaryota, Metazoa, Chordata, Aves, Musophagiformes, Musophagidae.